Molecule: messenger RNA, 2439 nt
Organism: Penicillium griseofulvum
Lineage: Eukaryota; Fungi; Ascomycota; Eurotiomycetes; Eurotiales; Aspergillaceae
Product: GTPase-activating protein GYP7
Exons: 5
Coding region: 1-2439 (812 amino acids)
Biological process (GO): activation of GTPase activity
Molecular function (GO): GTPase activator activity
Source: RefSeq, a predicted model, not a curated record
AUGCGCCCGGUCAAAUACACUCCUCCUUCUACGCCCUCACCUCCAGCAUCUUGUUACGCCAUGAGUGACGAAGAAGAAGAUGAAUACAACACUAUUGCCCAGGCUGCCUCGAAUAGAGGGGUGAAGCUGCUCUUCUCCAAGAGCAAAGUCUACGUUCAUCCAACUUCCUCCUCUAAAGAUAAUAUCCCUGGCUUUAUCGCCCUCAUCCAACAAAAACCUCUCCCCGCAUCACAUGCAUCUGCGUCUCAACACAAAAACCCCGAUACACCCUCCUAUCUCCUCGCAUGGGUCCCGGAAUCAUCCCUUGGAGAAGCAUAUGAUACAUAUGUGAAAGUAGAUCUCACAGAAGGGGACUCACCGCCGCGCCAGACGUACCUCGUUCCGCCGCUUCCGACCACCACUACCUACAAAGACCCCAUCGGCUUGUAUUCUUUUGCGGUUCCGCUAUCAGAGAUAUACUCACUACUAGUACGACCGCCGAGCCUAGGAUGGUGGUUUGGGAGCUUAGUGAUCAAUACACGAGCAGGCGAUGGCUUCCCCGCUCUAUUUUUCCAUGAUGACGAGUGCGAGUCGACCAUCCUACAAAAGAGGAAGAGGGUGAAGGAAAACUUCGAUCCGUUCGGCAAUGAAGGGGGUUUGUUUUGGGGUGGCGAUGAGGUACUGCGGUGGUUGCGGAGGUAUGCGGAGGUGCAACGCUCCGCGGUGGACCGUAACGUCUACCUCAUCAACCCGUCAGAUGAGGACCAGCUAUCCUUCGGCCGACCAGUGAGCCACGGCGAUAAAUCCAUAAUAGCAAAGGCACAGCCCGAAGCCGCGGGCGCCGGACCCCGAGCACAAGCCCCCGAUGCCACCAUGGAUCCAUUCAUGAAGACUCUCAAGGAAACACGGUGGAAAGUGCUGGAGCAACUCAGCAAGAUCACCACUUUUACCCGUCGAACUGCCAAUGAGAUCGCAGAUAAUCCUCGCAUACCGCCUCAGAUGCGCCGUCUAUUGAAGAAUCCAGAGAUACAGACGUUACAAGAUGAGUUCGACAGCGCCAGGGUCUAUCUGGCUCGUUGGGCGAUGAGUGUUGCUGAGCAGAGCGAUAAAGAGCGAAAUCAGCGUAUAUGGACUGCACAAGAUAUGCUGGAAAUGGAGAAUAGCUCAGUUGGCGACUUUGAGAUCUUGGAGCUAGAGACCGGGAACCUGGCUAUCCAGGAGCGGCGCCGUGUUCUCCAACUGCAAGAAUGGAAGGGCUUUUUCGAUCCGACUUCGGGUAGACUCCAGGUAACAGUGGAAGAAGUCAAGGAGCGGAUCUUCCAUGGCGGCCUGGAUCCCAAUGAUGGCGUCAGAAAGGAGGCUUGGCUCUUCCUUCUUGGUGUGUAUUCAUGGGAUAGUAGCCACGAGGAGCGCCAAGCCGUGAUGAACUCUAAGCGCGAUGAGUAUAUCCGGCUAAAAGCAGGCUGGUGGGAGCAAAUGGUCGAGGGCAACUCCACGAUUGAGCAGUUUGAUAAUUGGAAAGAGCAGAAGAACCGGAUAGAGAAGGACGUUCACCGCACCGAUCGUACCAUUCCUUUGUUUGCGGGCGAAGACAUCCCUCACCCGGAUCCUGACUCUCCUUUCGCCGAGACGGGUACUAACGUGCACCUGGAGCAGAUGAAGGAUAUGCUCUUGACUUACAAUGAAUAUAACCCAGAUCUUGGGUAUGUCCAGGGGAUGAGCGAUCUCCUCGCACCAAUCUACGCUGUGAUGCAAGAUGAUGCCGUCGCUUUCUGGGCGUUUGUUGGGUUCAUGGAUCGGAUGGAACAUAAUUUCCUACGAGACCAGUCUGGAAUGCGUGGCCAACUAUUGGCCCUGGAUAAUCUUGUCCAGCUCAUGGACCCGCAGCUCUACUUGCAUCUGCAGUCUGCCGACAGUACCAACUUCUUCUUCUUCUUCCGCAUGCUGCUGGUGUGGUACAAACGGGAGUUCGACUGGGUCGAUGUCCUACGUCUAUGGGAAACUCUAUGGACCGAUUAUUUGUCUAGCAGUUUCCACCUAUUCAUUGCGCUCGCUAUACUCGAGAAGCACAGAGAUGUAAUCAUGGAUCAUCUCAAGCACUUUGAUGAAGUGCUGAAAUACAUCAAUGAACUUUCAAACACAAUGGAUCUCGUGCCAAUUCUCACCCGUGCGGAAUCACUCUUCCACCGUUUCCAGCGUUCUGUGCAAGCCAUCGAUAAGAAGGACAACCUCCCCACCGCGCCUACCGCCCACCGUCGCCCAGGCGUAGCCGGUCAAGGUUCACCUUCAGGCAGCAUGGGGAAGUCACCCCAGCCUGCUGUGGGAUCAAGCAGCGGAGUCAACGCUGGCCCCUCUAAGCUUCAAAAGGCAAUAGAUGCCGACAAGCCAAAGGUGAUUUCUCCAGAGUUACGCCAAUUACUUCGCAAAGAUAUCCCCUGGAAACGCCAACCGACUUCCUGA